GGGGGGUUAGUGGUCAGACGUGCAUCCCUUCUGGAUGUUCUUUUUUCUUUUUUCUUCGUUUGCACAUUGGACUUCCUGUAUAUUUUCAUCUUUAUCACCAACGCGUCUGGAUUUGGUUUAGCAGAUGAAAUAUUGGCCUUAUUGUGCCUGUUAUUUUUAACUGUAGAAUGUCAUCUUUGCCAGGAACAGUACCACGAAUGAUGCGACCGGCGCCUGGACAGAACUAUCCCCGCACAGGAUUCCCCCUGGAAGGCCUAUCCGUGAUGGCGUUCAACAAUUGCAUGGUGUCAACUCCCCUGGGUCAAGGUCGAGUGAAUCAACUCGGCGGAGUUUUCAUCAAUGGACGGCCACUGCCAAAUCAUAUCCGUCACAAAAUAGUGGAGAUGGCCCACCACGGCAUUCGACCAUGUGUGAUCUCUCGACAACUCCGAGUCUCUCACGGCUGCGUUUCCAAAAUUCUUUGUCGGUAUCAAGAAACAGGUUCAAUCCGACCCGGAGCAAUUGGUGGAAGCAAACCUAGACAGGUAGCAACGCCUGAUGUGGAGAAACGCAUUGAGGAAUACAAGCGAGAAAACCCCGGCAUGUUUAGCUGGGAGAUCCGAGACAAGCUGUUGAAAGACGGGGUGUGUGACAGAAGUACAGUUCCUUCAGGUGAGGCCUCAUCUGUGAGUUCAAUAAGUCGUGUUCUCAGAGCUCGAUUUGGGAAGAAAGACGACGAAGACGAUUGCGAUAAAAAGGAUGAAGAUGGAGAAAAGAAAACCAAACACAGCAUCGAUGGCAUUCUUGGUGAUAAAGGUAGUCGUAUGGAUGAAGGGUCAGAUGUGGAGUCAGAGCCAGAUCUGCCCCUGAAGAGGAAGCAGCGGCGCAGUCGCACCACCUUCACGGCCGAGCAGCUGGAGGAGCUGGAGAAGGCCUUUGAGAGGACGCACUACCCCGACAUCUACACACGGGAGGAGCUGGCCCAGAGGACCAAGCUCACUGAAGCCAGAGUACAGGUGUGGUUUAGCAACCGACGGGCCAGGUGGCGUAAGCAAGCGGGAGCCAAUCAGCUGGCAGCAUUUAACCACCUGUUACCUGGGGGAUUCCCUCCCACAGGGAUGCCCACGCUACCAACAUACCAGCUCCCAGAGUCUGGAUACACGACAACCACACUAUCCCAGGAUGGUAGUGGUACAGUCCACCGUCCUCAGCCCCUACCACCUUCCACCAUGCACCAGGGUGGGCUCUCCUCCGCCGAUAGCAGCUCUGCCUACGGCCUCUCGUCUAAUCGCCAUGGCUUCUCCAGCUACUCCGACACAUUCAUGAGCUCUGCAGCCCCCAGCAACCACAUGAACCCUGUUAGCAACGGACUCUCGCCACAGGUGAUGAGCAUUCUGAGUAACCCCAGUGGCGUGCCCUCACAAUCUCAGCAUGACUUCUCCAUCUCGCCACUCCACGGUGGCCUGGACUCCUCCAACUCCAUCUCGGCCAGCUGCAGCCAGCGUUCCAAUGACCCCUCCAUAAAGACAGUAGACAGUAUGUCCUCCUCACAGUCCUACUGCCCGCCCACCUACAGCACCAGUAGCUACAGUGUGGACCCUGCUGUCGCCGCUGGAUACCAGUACAGCCAGUACGGACAAACAGCAGUGGACUAUCUGGCCAAGAACGUAAGCUUGUCUACUCAGCGGAGGAUGAAGCUUGGGGACCACUCAGCUGUCCUGGGAUUGCUACAGGUGGAGACUGGUCAAGCCUACUAGUCCAUCCACCCUCCAGCCUGUAUCAUGUCCAUGCUACAGCCCCCAUGACGUGUUCGCCAGCACUAUCCGUCCGCCCACCCUUAUCACCCUGACAGCCAGCAGGACACAGCAGCAGCACGUGUACAGAUGUGCCUCUGAGAAAGAGAGGGGGCGAUGAGACAGAAGACAAAAGCACCUCUUAUAGGAGAGCGAUGAAUUUGACGCAGCCAUUCCAAACCAUGAUGGGGCGAAGCAGGCACCCUGUGCCUAGUGUCAGUGUUCUCCAACCUCUACCCUACUUCCUGACAGACUCUGACGAGCUUUGUAGGGGUCACAGAAAACAAACCUUUGUCUCAGCCCAUGUUGAAAAGCUUGCCUGUCCACACCAAACGUCGGUGUGUGUUACACAGGCAGUGUGUAGCCAUAUUUCAUUCCCAUAUUUUUGGACCCUAAUUUUCUACAGUACUUCGGAAUCAGUACUGCUAUUAUUGUUCUAUUUGUCAUAACUGUGGCUGUUGCUUAUUGCUGUUCUGCUUAUGAUUCUUGUUGAUAAGUUGUUUACUUUCCUUUAUUUUGGUAGGAUAUAAUUGGAUCAUUCAAAGACGAUGACAGAGAGAGAGAGAGAGAGAGAGAGAGAGAGAGAGAGAGAGAGAGAGAGAGAGAGAGACAGAGAGAGAGAGAGGGGGGGGGUGUUUCUUUAAGUAGUUUGCUGCUGUGUCUUCUCAUGUCAAGGGUUUGACCUUCCCUCUGUAAUCUCAAGCCUGACUUCCAAAAAGGAAAUUUGGCUACUCUGUGGGACCCUUGUUACUAGGAAAUCAUCUGGGAAUGAACAACCAAUGGAAGACUCCCAAUUACAGCCAAUCCGCUUCUUUCCAUUUCCCCCAGGCAUUGUGCACACAGUACACAUUGUUUAGAGGGGACAUAAAAGAUGUUCAAGGACAUCAGUGGGUUAUGCUGAGAGAAGGUCAAGCAUUAUUUCUCUUUCAGCUUUGAAUUAGCAUUUGUGAUUAAUUGAUGAUUGGGCAGAAGGCAAUCAAUUAUGAUUGAUACAUUUGCAUUCCUACUUUAAAAUGAAAGGCAUUGCAUUCCAAAUGCUCAAAUGUACUUUACUUGAACCAUUCUAGAACACAAGCACUAUGAAAACUACACUUAAGUAAUUCCCCUUGGUAAAUGUAUGUGUGUUUGUUAGCUCAUUAAACCUUGGAUGACUUUGCAUUCCAUGCUGCAAUUGUAAUUCAAAAUCAUUCCAAUAUCUGUUAAACUGAACUUGUAUUGAAUAUUUUAUUAUUUCAGUGAAAUCCAUUUUCUCUUGACCAUUCAUCAUAACUAACAAAAAAAACUGAAAAUGUAAGUGACUCAAAUUUACCUCUGGUAUAAUACACAAUACAAUAUUACAACUUUGACCUAAAUGUAUUAAACACUUAUGGAUGACAAAAGUUAAUUAAAUGAAUGUUUGACGUUUUGCAUUGAUAUGAUACCUACAGUUAUAACUGUGUUGGUUGUUUAUGAAAAAUAUGUUUUAUACUAAAACAUGUUGUUGAUUUAUAAUAAUGAUGGUAAUGAUGAGAAGAUGAUGAUGGUCGAUAAAAUCUGGCAUCGAUUUUCACAACGUAUUUUUGUUGUACCUUUCUAAAUUAAUUUACUUAAUUUGCUCUUCUUAUUAUGUUAUAUUAAUGCCAACUGUAUUUCCUUUUUAUUCUUAGAAAUUAUACAUUUAAAUGAAAAUAUAAAUAGAAGCCACCAAUCUCACUGCAAGCUUGAAAAUAAGGAUUAUUUGAAUCAACAGAUGAACUCCAUUCCCUGUGAGAACAGUCACAUAAUAGGACAAUUAGGGACAGUGAUUUAACACUAGAGUCAUUGCCUGAUGUUGAUUGAACUCAAACUACAAGACAUUAUUCUUUGUCGUUUUGUGGCAAAGAAAAGGUCUUAAAGGGAAAUCAAGGAGGCAAAUGGAUUUGACACCAGCUUACAUUACAGUUGGCCAAACAUAAGCAAAGUACUCUGGGCCUUGAACUUGAUGGGCUGUGUGAAUCUCUCUGACUCAGAAACACAGUCCUGACUCUCCAGGAACACAACCUCAUCUGCAGUGAAAUCCUCAUCUGCAGGACAUCUACACCAACUGGACUGUUGAUCUGCUGAUCAACACUUUCUGUUGUUCUACUUUGUGUAUAUUUUCUAAGAUAGAAACCAGGCAGAGGAAAUUAAGAAAUUGCAAAAAUGUCCCUUAUGUAUGUCACUUACUUCUAUCCCAAACAUGUGUCCUCCACUGGGGGUAUUUUAAAGCUCUCUGAUUGGCUAAUUCAUGAAUGACCUACUCCCUAAUCGUAAUAUUUGUUUUUCUACUUUGGUUUUGUUUAUUUUUUUCUGUUCAGCAUGUGUGUAUAUUACCAUGGCAUAAUUUAUUCUACCUGUAUGAAGUAUUAGAGUAGUGAACUUGUAUUGGCAUUUACUACCCUCAGCCUGUUGGUGUGUUUCCUGUAACACUGGCGUAAUUGUUAUCAAUUAAAGCUCUAAAA
Hypomesus transpacificus is the source of this 4231-nucleotide messenger RNA. RefSeq names its product paired box protein Pax-7-like. Bases 168 to 1736 code for a protein of 522 amino acids. Gene Ontology annotation, molecular function: DNA-binding transcription factor activity, RNA polymerase II-specific; RNA polymerase II cis-regulatory region sequence-specific DNA binding. Gene Ontology annotation, biological process: anatomical structure development; regulation of transcription by RNA polymerase II. The transcript is spliced from 10 exons. Lineage: Eukaryota; Metazoa; Chordata; Actinopteri; Osmeriformes; Osmeridae. The record is from RefSeq and is a predicted model, not a curated record.